CUCCAUUAUACCCAGGUGUGCAUAGCUGUGACUCUUCUGUAGCAAUUUCUUGUGUAUCUUUCUGCAAGUAUGCCUUAUAGACACACUAACUUUCCACCAGAGAAAAUCUGCUGGAGUCAACUUGCAAUUAAGGAGACUAGAGAGAAGAAAGGGGUUGGUUGCUUCAUCUUUGUUCUUGUUUUGAUGGCAUUCCCCAGUUUAACCCUUUUGCGUCCACCAAACCCGGCCAAUUUACAGUCCGAGCGACAGACCGUGUCCCAUUUUGAUCAUAACUUUGACUUCCCUUGGGCGAAUUAGGAGAUCUUGAGUGUUUUGAAAAGCUUGAGCUGUGAAGAGUACUCUGGGGCAAGAACCUAGUCUUGAUUUUUGUAAGAGAAGCGAAAAUCCAUUUUUAAUUCAUAUUUCCAAGGUGACAGUGACGCAUGGCUAAUCCUUUUGGAGGUAUUUAUAGUCCCAAGUGUGCACUUGUAAGCUGACAUAUUGUAGGUAUACCAUUUGGGAAACCUUGAUGUCAAGUUCUAGGAGGAAAGCAUAAUUAUUCAUUUCCAAAGUUACACCAUGGGAAACUUUGUUUCGUACGCGUUGCAAAAACAGACCUGCUUCAGAGGCUUAUAAUUUUUUUGGGGGCAUGAUAUGAGUCAUAGGACUCUCUGUUUUUUUUGCACAUCAAAGGUUGGCCUUUUGUGCUUCUUUUGACACUUAACUUGUACCAAUUGGAUACAAAAUGAGUGAGUUGCAGUCGGUUAAAGUCAUCGACGGAUAGUCGUCGAUUUUUGACCAAACGGACGCAAAAGGGUUAGCAUAGAUACAGUCGGGUGUCGGUUAUCCGAACUUCACUUAUCCGAGCAUGUCGAUCAACAGAACCAAUGACCUUCUAUUCAUUGCCAUUCACAUCUUUCCCAAGCACGUGUGGAUUUGUGCAUGCAAUACGGUGCAAAUUCCGUGCACCUGCGUAUCAUCAAGGUUCCACUGUAGUAAAAUGGCGAUUGCACUUUGGAAAACCUUGUGAAAUGAACACUAUAUGGUGCAAGACUAUGGAUAGAUCGGCUCCGGUUACCUGAAUUACUCGUUGAUCCUAACAGAAGCGGGUCCCAACCACUUGUCCGUAUAAACGACACACGACUGUAUACGUAAUGGAAGUGGCCAGUUCUUUGCCAUCACGGCUCUUGCCAAGAAACUGUUGGCCUGGCAGUAGCCCUGUGUAUAUACUCAUUCGCCUUGAGUGAAUGGCAUGCAUUGUAUGCAUUGUUGUUUUCUCAAUUGUUGCUCUCUGUCUUUGUUCCUAACCUCUCAAUCAGCUACUUCUGUCGUGAAAUUCACCAGCGCCGCUUCUUCCAGGCCCUUCUUGCCACUAGCCAUGGCUAGACUGCCUCUGAUCGGCUGUAGACCACGCUCCCAUAUGGAGUUGUGUAGAUGUGUAGAGUUUCUUAGGCAGCACCAACAUGGUGCUUAGAGAGAGAGAGAGAGUCUUUUUGCCAUAAGGUGGCUAACUAGAUGUAGGAAGGUCAGGACGUAGUUAGUAGGCUCUUAGCGCACAGGUUGAGUGCUUCAGGUUGUAGUUGCUUUUCGCUCUGGAUGCUGGCUGCAGACUCAGGAAGUAGUAGCUUCAUCACCGUCGCGUGUGUUCCGGGAGAAGUAUCAUCCAGUUAUCAAGAAGGACCGGGAUACUACAGUGCGUCAGCAGUUGCGCACUCGGGUCAACGCUUUUGUCGACCUGAUGGACUCUGGCCGCUUAGACAAGAUUGGGCUCGAUGCUGAGAAUAUGGAUGGCAUUGUCAGGCUGCUGGAUGCAGCUAUGAUAAAGAUGGAAGGUGGCACUGACAAUGAUCUCCGGAUUCUUGACAGGCCUCCCACACCACCUCGUGAGCGCAAGAAGAGCAAGUCGUCUCCGUCUCGUUCACCGGAUCGCAAGAAAUCGAUCAAGAAAGCCGAAGGAAAGCCCAAGGCCGGGGCCACUGUUGAUCCACCGUCACCCUCUUCUGUACCGCUGCCUUCAGAUCCACCACCACAGAAAGAGAGUGUUGAUGCAAAUGCUGCAGCUGCUGCUGUAUCUGCUCAGGAAGCAGCGGAGAAAGCAGCCAAAGAGAAGCAGCGCGAGGAAUUCUUGAAGAAACAAGAGGCUUUUCAACAACAGCAAAUUGCGCAGAUGGCAGAGCAAAUGGCUGCCGAGCAGGCUAAGGCAAAGAAAGAGAAGAGAAAGCAUCGUCGCCACCACCGGGACGCAUAUAGUUAUGAUACUGAUGAGAGCGAAACUGAAGAGGACAGCGAUGAAGACGAUGAAGCUGAUGAGCCAGCUCCACCUGGCGUUGAGCCUGCGCCACCGGGGAUGGAGACGGCAGAAGAUAGUGCCGCUGCAAAUGGUGACGGUGACAAUGAUGCCAGCGCUGACAGUGAGCCUGCAGUUCCUGGUGUUACUGAUGCUGCUGCUGCCCCGGCCAUCGGCGAUACUCCAGUGGAACCUGCACAAAGAGAUGAUGAAACAACGCAGGCUAGUGACGAGGUGCCUCCUGGGACUGAGAACACGACAUCAUUCGAACAAGCAGCUGCAGCACCAUCUGAUGCAACUACCUCAUCUGCAGCAGCAGCAGCGGGCGAAAGUGCUUCCGGCGAUGAAGGAAUGUGUGAUGCAGAGGAUGGUGAAGACGCUGAAGAUGAAGAAAAUCAUGGCGGGGACAAUUCACAGUCUGGAGAUGAAGCCAUGGAGGACCUUCCAGAGCCUAGACCAUUGCAUCAAACUCGCUCCCUGCACAUCCGCAAUCUCCCUCCCUCUGUUACCAGAGCUGAGCUGAUAGCAAUUGGGAAGAAGACUCCCGGAUUCUUGCGUGCCGCUCUUGGUGAACCAUCUCCUGAGAAAAAGUUCCAACGACGUGCAUGGCUGACCUACAAGAAGGAUGUGAACAUCAAUGAAGCACACUGGAGUAUUAAUACUAUGAAGCUCAAGGACCACGAACUGAACGUUAUAACCAACCGCGAUGUGACCAAUCGUGUGCGCAAUGUGUCACACCUGAGCCUGUCGCGCCAGGCUGUAGCGGCUGACAUUCGUCUUGCUACCAGGCUCAUCAGGCAUCUUGACAGCAAGUACAGCGUGUAUGAACUGGAGCCAGAACCAGAGACUAAAACCUCUACUGAAGAGUCAAGCGAAGCAGCCACGACCGAGAGUGAGGAGGAGCCGGCGGAGACGAAGGUGCCAGUUGUCAAGCUAUGCAUUUCCUCUAACCCACUACUCAGCACUGAUUCAGGUGAUGGACGAGUAGAGGGUGGCGUCACUUCAUCUACAUCCAGUACUAACAUGUCAUCUUCUUUGAGUAGUUCAUCAUCAGCACCAGCAACAACAUCAACAACAAGUGAUGGUGAGACUGCUGCCAGCGAUGAUGAAGAUGGCACAGUCAAAGAGGAGAAAUCUACAGGACCUGUUGUCAAUACUGGCGGAAUGUUUAAGCGUGAUGACAAGCAGCUUCGGCUCCUGGACAGGCUUCUUCUGUACUUGCGUCUUGUUCACUCCGUGGACUUUUACCAAACAUCGGCGGUGUCAGAUGAACAUGAUAUGCCACACAGAUGUUGUGUGAUCCAUGUGCGAGGACCUGUCGUACAGACAUUCAAAGCAUCUCUCAAGGACGUUACUGAAUAUAUCAAGGCACAUGAAGACAGUAUGGCAGUCUUGCUCAAAACUCGUGGAGAAGUGUCUUCUGAUGAAGCAAGGCAGCUUGGUCUGAAAUCGAUCGAUACUGCCGUGGAGGCUUUUGUUGACGAUAAUUGUAAGGAGGUAAGCAAGGACAAGUUCCUCUGCCCACUCAGUGGCAAGAAGUUCCGCGGGCCUGAAUUUGUUCGCAAGCACAUCUUCAACAAGCACGGUGAUGCUGUGCAAGUCGUACGAGACGAUGUGACGUUCUUCAACUCGUUUUUGCGUGAUCCGGAUCGACCGCACAUUCCGCUGGCGAGCGCAAGCUCUGGUGGCGCUGGUAAUGGUGGUUCAUCGCUGCCUGUUCGGGCUCGCUUGGGCCGGGCUGGCCCUGGGGGGCCCAUGCCUGGUGGACCUGGUGGUCACCCAGGAAUGCAAGGUGGACCCAACCCUGGCUUUGAGUACCCGCCCGAAGGCAUGUACGGCCCGGGACCUGGAUUCAUGGGUGGCUGGGGUGGACCACGACCGCAUGUCAUGGGAUACAAUCCUCCCUUCAUGCCAGGUAUGUUCAACCCGUUUGGUGGUCCACCGAUGGAAAUGUUUGGUAGGCCUCCCUUCCCACCAGGCGGUCCGAGAGGCCGUGGAAGGCGCGAUCGUCGUCUCAUGGACUACAGAGAUCUGGACCAACCGGAGGACGUGGAUUUCUAAGAGCAACCCUGGAGGACGCGGAUUUGUUUCUAAAGAGCAACAACCCUGCUUCUUUGGCCAGGCUCCGUGUCCUGCUUUGCUUGACAGCACAUCAUGUUGAGGAGCCCCCGAGGUUGUCAGUUUGCUCCACAUUCUGCCUCGCUGGGUUAGUACGUCUCUAGGCCGAGUGGCCUUCUAAUUCUGCCUUCCCGGAUUAAUUACGAGUAGCUUCUUCUCGCAUCCGGACUUUAUUGGAAAGAUCACCCCCUCGCGUAUUGAUGUUGUUGUUGUUGUGCAUAGUGUAUUGUGCUGGUCACCACUAAAUAAUACCUGCUGCUAUGCCGGUGCUGUUGUUAUUCCUUGCUGCUGCUGCUGCUGCUGCUGCUGCUUCCGUUGCAUUUCUGUUAUAUUUCUACAUUUCCAUUCGCACUGCCACCGGCCCUCUCCAUCCCAUCGUGUUGAACACCGACAGCAGCAGGAUGCAUGAUGUUUUUAUUAUGCGUAUCGAGUGAUUUUCUGUUGGA
Sycon ciliatum is the source of this 4830-nucleotide messenger RNA. RefSeq names its product serrate RNA effector molecule homolog. Gene Ontology annotation, biological process: primary miRNA processing; mRNA processing. Lineage: Eukaryota; Metazoa; Porifera; Calcarea; Leucosolenida; Sycettidae. The transcript has 19 exons. Gene Ontology annotation, cellular component: nuclear body. Bases 1718 to 4327 code for a protein of 869 amino acids. The record is from RefSeq and is a predicted model, not a curated record.